AUGGCGCCAGAAAUACAGAGACGUAAUCGUGAAGUUGAUCACAUUAUUUACAUCAAAGGAGAUGUGGGUCGGUUUUGCCCUGAACGAGUUCAAUCUCCUGCGGCCUUCAGACACAAUUCGCUUCACGAAUAUCGUCCUCUUCUAAAGUUCAAGGAUAGAAUCAGAAUCUGGCAGGUGCAGUAUUCCACCAAAGCAACACCUACAAGGAAACCUCAAAUAUUAGCAAAACCAAUUGAUGUGGGAACUUUAACAAAUGAAAUUCCUCGACAUGGUUCACAAUUCAGUGAAUUGGAGCCAGUGUCCAUCAUUGAACCUGUGGCGUCUACGAAAACAUCAAAGAAGAAAAAGACAAGAGAUGAUGACUGGAGAGAGAUGACACUUGAUGUUAAGAAGUUACCCCAGUACUACCUAAUGCUUUCAAAAAGCAGAUUAACAUCUCUUGUGGUUAUGACGUCAAUGGCAGGAUAUUCACUGGCUCCUGCACCGUUUGAUCUGUCGACAUUGCUCUUGUGUUCUGUUGGGACUGGCCUGGUGUCAUGUGCAGCCAAUGCAACGAACCAGUUUUUUGAGGUUCCAUUUGAUUCUCAAAUGGCUCGCACACGCAACCGUGUGUUAGUUAAGGGGAUGUUGACACCUUUGCAUGCAGUUUCAUUUGCUGCAGUAUGUGCAACCACAGGCUUGUCAAUUUUAUACUUUGGUAUAAAUGGAUUAACUGCAACACUAGGAGCUACUAAUUUAAUUUUGUACACCAUAGUAUAUACCCCAAUGAAACGAUUCAGUAUUUUGAACACUUGGGUUGGUGCAAUAGUUGGUGCUAUUCCUCCUUUAAUGGGUUGGGCAAGUUGUAUGGACUCCCUUGGUUCUGGAGCAUGGAUAAUGGCUGGUAUAUUGUAUGCCUGGCAAUUCCCUCACUUCAACUCCCUUUCUUGGAAUCUGAGACCAGAGUAUUCCAGAGCCGGCUAUCGCAUGAUGUCUGUGACAGAUCCAGGCUUAUGUCGUCGGACAACCUUGCGUUACACUGCUGGAAUUUUAGCAUUAUCUUGUGCUGCGCCUGUUUUGGAUGUUACAAAUUGGUGGUUUGCUUUGGAGUCAAUUCCACUUAAUGCAUAUUUUACUUAUUUGGCUUGGCAAUUUCAUCAGAAUUCUGACAGUGGAACAUCCCGCAAAUUGUUUAGAUUUUCUUUGGUUCAUUUACCAAUUUUGAUGAUAUUGAUGCUUAUCAACAAGAAAGAAUGGUCAUCUAAGAAGCAAGAAAAUGAUGGGCAAGACGGUAAAUCCUGACAAUAAAUAAAAAUUAGCUGUUUCAAUUACUGAGUAAUGUUGUGAUAUUUGUGACUUAGAGGCAUAUGUAGUGCUCAUAGUCAGCAGAUUGGUUAAAUCUGCCAUCACAAGUAUUUGUUUUCUCAUUGUGUUCCUUUUAAGUACAACUAAAUGUACUUACACAAUUAAUUUAUGACAGUGAUAUUUGUUUGUAAAUAAUUUCAGCUGACUUAGUUUUAAUGUGUACAAAGCUCUUUGUGAAUAUUGUAUAUAGCACCUGGAAAAACUAUUAAAGAAUCUGUUUUAAAAGUUGAUUAUUCUAAAAUUCCUUCUAGUUGUUGUAAUGGGCCACACUCCAAUACACUUUACUGCAUUGAGUUUAUAUAGCCAAUAUUCGAACAUGAAGGUUAAGCCCUUGUAUGAAGAUAACAAUAUAAAAAACUUUGUUUAUAAUGGUGUUAUUCACCAUUAAGAGUAUGUUUCAAAAGGAUAAGUUUGUAAAAGAUGUGUUGGUUUCUUUGUCUACUGCCUAGGGUGACACUGUUGAACAUGUAAUAGCUGGUGCUGACCAAAUAAUGCAAUACUAUUUGAUUGACAAUACAAAUUAAAUAAUUAAAAGGAGCAUUUUUGAAGGCAUCAGCCCGUCUGAGAAUUUAGGUACCAUCCAUAAACCCCCCAAUCUAAUAACUGGUAAAAAAACAUAUUUUUUAUUAUCUUGAUUCUAUGAGUUUAUUUUUAUUUUAUACUUCUUGAAAAGUUCUUGUUCCAGUUAAGAAUUGUAUUUCGGUAAACUAAUGAAUUUCUGAAAGGUUCUCAAAAUGUUGUCAGGCUGAAGUACAUGACAGAAUAAUAAGUAACAAUGUGAAAAUGUAAUAUUAAAUGAUAAAACAGGAUAUCAUGAUUAGGCAUCAUGAAAUUGAUGUUUGAAUUAAGAUAUUUCAUUUAUAGAAAAAAACAUUAUAACAGAAUUAGGCAAUGCAAAAAUGAAAUUUUAUGAUUUUCAAUGAAUGAUGACAUGUCAGAAGGAAGUAAAAAAUGAUUAAGAUCGUUGAUGAAAGUAAUUAAUCAUCUUCAUGAUUGGCAUGAAUACUGGGCGUUGCAAUGUCUGUAUAUAGCAAGAGAAGCAAGUGAGCAAAUUCCUUCGGUAUAAUGUUAAGAAGCUAACAACAAAGCUCUUUCUGGCUGAAGAUCUAUUGUCAGUUCUAUGGCUUAAUCAAAACAAAUUUUGAGUUUAUUGAUAUUACUGAACGGCCAGUGACAACGAGAUGACCUGUUAUUACUCGCACAACUUUUCUUGAACGAUUACUUUGCUUCCCCUUCUCUGGC
This is a messenger RNA of Gryllus bimaculatus (two-spotted cricket), 2586 nucleotides long. The record is from the annotation of a GenBank genome assembly. Lineage: Eukaryota; Metazoa; Arthropoda; Insecta; Orthoptera; Gryllidae.